GUUCCUCUAUUAUCAUUGAUUCCGUGGUUUUACUGCCUGGACUGUCCAGCCCUGACGGAUCUGUUGCAUUCCAAAGAUACGCCAAAUCCGAAAACCAAACAGAGAUGCAGCAGAGUUAUCUGUCAUGUUUACAGCAGGUGGCAGCACUGUCUAGCCGUCAGAAAGCUCUAGAACAAUCACCAUGCAAAGAUCUUUUCUUUUCUUUGCAAGCAGAACCUUAUGGUGGUGCCAGGG
This is a messenger RNA of Candidula unifasciata, 234 nucleotides long. NCBI's taxonomy places the organism in Eukaryota, Metazoa, Mollusca, Gastropoda, Stylommatophora, Geomitridae. The record is from the annotation of a GenBank genome assembly.